AUGGGACUACUAAAGUUGUCUUAUUUUGUGACCCUAACGUUUUUGGCCUGGGUGGGCCUGACAACGAUUCUUCCGAACUUUUGCAAUACAGACCCAUCUAAAAGCAAGCUUCUAAAUUACGAUGGCUAUUUACAAUCUGCAUACUACAACAGCAUCAAUACCCCGGCAAUAGUGGAGAACAACCUGGUGAACUCACACAUCGUGUUGAUCACUGCGCAUCCAGAUGACGAGUCAAUGUUCUUUACCCCCUCCUUAACCGAGUUAUCAAAGGGGAACUAUAAUAACAAAAUUCAUCUGAUUUGUCUUUCAAAUGGCGGAUACGAAGGCCUGGGGAACAUCAGAGAACGUGAAUUGCACAACGCAGCCAAGCUAUUGUCCAUUGAGACAGUGAGAGUUUUAGAUUUCAAGGAUGACUUGAAAGUAUAUUGGGAUACAGAUGAGAUAAAGGAAUCCAUCGAUGAAGAGCUGCGAUCAUUAAAGAAACAAUAUGGCAUCAAAUCCAAAAGGGAAAUUGUUUUUUUGACAUUUGAUGAAGACGGGGUCUCUGGCCAUCCAAACCAUAUGUCUAUUCAUAAGGCCGCCAAGGAAUAUGCACAGGCAAAACACAUUAGAGCUUAUUAUCUAAAAUCUUGGAAUCUAUUUGUCAAGUAUUCCAAUCUUUUCAUCACCAGUAUCGAACUUGCUUGUAGAUGGUUAACAAAGUCUGAAACAAUAAGGGCAAAACUAGCAAAGUAUAAUAUUGAUCUCAGUCAGAUCCUGCUAUUAGGAGAAAAUCAUUCUCAAUCUAUCAGGAUAUAUAGUGAUUUGAAUUCACUAUUUUUAAAUUUUUCAACAAUGACAUGGUCUCAUUACUCUCAAAUAGUUUGGUUCAGAUGGAUUUGGAUCUUUUCCAGUAAAUACAUGAACUCAAACGAACUCGUGCCUAUGUGA
This is a messenger RNA of Pichia kudriavzevii, 930 nucleotides long. RefSeq lists its product as uncharacterized. The transcript has a single exon. Gene Ontology annotation, molecular function: N-acetylglucosaminylphosphatidylinositol deacetylase activity. Gene Ontology annotation, biological process: GPI anchor biosynthetic process. NCBI's taxonomy places the organism in Eukaryota, Fungi, Ascomycota, Pichiomycetes, Pichiales, Pichiaceae. The record is from RefSeq and is a predicted model, not a curated record. Gene Ontology annotation, cellular component: endoplasmic reticulum. Bases 1 to 930 code for a protein of 309 amino acids.